Mesocestoides corti is the source of this 249-nucleotide messenger RNA. Lineage: Eukaryota; Metazoa; Platyhelminthes; Cestoda; Cyclophyllidea; Mesocestoididae. The record is from the annotation of a GenBank genome assembly.
AUGCGCACCAGAUCCGAUCAACUAAAAGCCACGCUGCAGCUCUUAGCAGGCGAUGGCGGGCGCACAAAGGCCAACUGCUGCGCCACCGACCAACGACAGUCCUCCCACCGCCUCUCCUCCUCCGCCUCCCCCUUAAUGGGCAAUGACGCUGCCAUGGAAAGUGCGAGGCGCAGUGCCAUAAUUUACCGACGGGGCGGAACACUACCACACUGGGAACAUGGACAUCAAGGACAAAUGUACCCGGUUUAA